Molecule: messenger RNA, 2199 nt
Organism: Phascolarctos cinereus (koala)
Lineage: Eukaryota; Metazoa; Chordata; Mammalia; Diprotodontia; Phascolarctidae
Product: guanylate-binding protein 2-like
Molecular function (GO): GTP binding; GTPase activity
Source: RefSeq, a predicted model, not a curated record
UUUGACCACACUUUCCAUUGGCAGAUAAGAAACCACUUUCAACAUGGCCACUGCUGUCCACAUGCCAGCCCCAGUGUGUCUAAUUGAGAACACGAAAGAAGAACUGAUAGUGAACCAAAAAUCCCUGGAGAUUCUCUCUUCCAUAACUGAGCCUAUGGUGGUGGUGGCUGUUGUGGGCCUGUAUCGCACCGGCAAGUCCUACCUAAUGAAUAAGCUGGCAGGGAAAAAAUCAGGUUUCUCCCUUGGCUCCACAGUGCAAUCUCACACCAAGGGCAUCUGGAUGUGGUGUAUUCCUCAUCCCAAGAAACCAAAUCACACCCUUGUUCUCCUGGACACUGAGGGGCUGGGUGAUGUGGAGAAGGGCAAUAACAAGAAUGACACGUGGAUCUUUGCCCUUGCCGUGCUACUGAGCAGCACCUUUGUCUAUAACAGCAUGGGCACCAUCAACCAGCAGGCCUUGGACCAGCUGCACUAUGUAACUGAGCUGACAGAGCGCAUCAAGAGCAAAUCUGCCCCCAACACUGAUGAGAUAGAAAACUCCUCAGAUUUUGUGAGCUUCUUUCCAGACUUUGUGUGGACUGUGCGUGAUUUCACUUUGGAGCUGGAAAUUGAUGGGAAACCCAUCACCUCUGAUGAGUACCUGGAGAGCGCACUGAAGCUUAAGAAAGGCAAACCUGAGGAAGUUAAAAUGUUCAACCUACCUCGUCUGUGUAUCCGCCAGUUCUUCCCCAAGAAGAAAUGCUUUAUUUUCGACAGACCCGUCCACAGAAAGAAGCUUUCCCAGCUGGAGAAACUUCAUGACAGUGAACUGGAUCCUGAAUUUGUGAAACAAGUGGAAACCUUCUGCUCCUGGAUCUUUGAGCACUCCAAUGUGAAAACUCUCCAGGGAGGCAUUAUAGUCAAUGGGCCCCGUCUAGAGAACCUGGUCCUAACCUAUGUUCAGGCCAUCACCAGUGGAGAUAUGCCCUGUAUGGAGAAUGCAGUGCUGGCACUGGCUCAAAUAGAGAACUCGGCUGCAGUUCAAAGGGCCCUUAUACACUAUGAAGAGAUGAUGAAAAAAAGGGUCCAGUUCCCCACAGAAACCCUUCGGGAAUUGUUAGACAUACAUGCCACAUGUGAGAGGGAAGCCAUUGAAGUCUUCAUCAAGGAUUCUUUCAAGGAUGUGGACCAGAAAUUCCAGAAGGAACUGGCGAGCCAGCUAGAAGCCAAGCGUGACGCCUUUUGUAAUCAGAACCUGGAUGAGUCGGCAAAACGGUGCAGAGCUUUGCUUCAGGAUAUUUUCAGUCCUCUGGAGGAAGCAUUGAAGAAUGGGGCCUUCUCUAAACCAGGGGGCUAUAGUCUCUUUCUGCAGAAGACCAAGGAGCUGAAAGAGAAAUACCACCAGCAGCCCAGGAAGGGGAUACAGGCUGAGGAGACUCUGCAGGAAUACUUGAGGUCCAAGGAAGAUACAGCUGAUGCAAUAUUGCAUGCCGACCAGUCACUCUCAGAAAAACAAAAGGAUAUUGAAGCGGAGCGUGUCAAAGCUCAGGCUGCAGAGGCUGCUAGAAAGCAGUUGGAGGAAACGCAAAAGAAGACCCAGGAGAUGCUGGAGCAGAAGGAUAGAAGCUACCAGGAACAUAUAAAGCAAUUGACUGAAAAGAUGAAAGAAGAAAGGAAACAGUUAGUAGAAGAGCAAAAGAGGACCCUGGAUCUGAAACUCCGGGAACAGCAAGCAUUACUGAAAGAAGGAUUCAAAAAUGAAAUGCAGCAGCUUCAAAACCAAGUCGAGUCUCUUCAGAAGAGCCUGGAUGAAGCCCAAGAACAGACUGGUGGAUGUAUCAUACUCUGAAGACAAGCCUUCUCCCUCUUGUUCAGCUCCAACAUAACUUGAAGGAGAGAGCUCAGGAUCCCUGUGAUUUGUGGGAAACUUGUAGGGUGAGGGUUAUUGAAAUGCAAGGCUUGCAAGCCUGGGGCAUGAUUUUCUUAGUUUUCUGUCCAAUUGUGGCUAGUACCACAUUUGAAAACCCUAAUAAUUUUCCCUAAAGAUAUGUGAUAAUUUUAAAAUAGGGGAAAAGUGAGUGACUGUCCCUUUGCAUUUGAUUCUUAUUUAAACUGUUUCUGUCAAUUUUCUCUUUUUUUCUUGAAUAAAGUAGGGCUCUUGGUAUUUAUAUCAAUAUCCCAUAUAGAGUUAUAUUCAGAAAUAAAACAAUUUCUUCUAAA